UAUCUACCGGUUCAAUGGAAAUCAGCCUAGUCUCGAAGAUCGACCCCAUGCAUCUGCAGGGUAGGAGGAGGAAAGCAGAUUUUUUUUAUUCAUGCAUGACAUUUGCAGACCACUGCGAGCUGAUGUUUGCUGAUAAAAGAUGCAUCAUCAUGUAAUGAAGUGUGUAGAUCCGUUAAUAUGCCCCUGCUACAGAUCCCAAUCGAGACUGUUGCAUUUGAUCUUAUGGCUUCAUCUACAGCUAUUAUUACUGUGCACUGCAGACUUCACCGUAGAUCAGCAGUUCUGCAUCGAUCCCGGGUUCCCUGAACAUGGAAACAGGACACCGAGCUCAGGUGUGUUCUUUGAAAAGGCUGCUGCACACUUUAACUGCCUGGAAGGGUAUAGGCUAAAAGGCUCAUUGAAGAUGGUCUGCAUUCAAUACCAGAAUGGCUCCACGGGCUGGAAACCAAGUCAUAAACCAGUGUGCCUACCUGAAGUUACAGAUUGUCUAAUUCCAUAUAUUGAAGAUGCUGAAAUUUAUAACAAGACCUACAGACCUGGAGAUAAAUUGAUAAUCAUCUGCCACGAAGGAUUCCAGAUCCACUAUCCUGACAUGGAUAAAAUGGUCUCAGUCUGCCAAGAUGAUGGAACCUGGGAUACUCUGCCCAUUUGUCAAGGAUGUUUGAGGCCUUUAGUUCCUCCUCACAGCUACAUUAACAUAUCUGAAACCGAGUUCUCAGUCCCGGAGAGAACUGUUGUGCACUACCAGUGCUUUCCUGGAUACGACCUGUUUGGGGCAGAGAUCCUGGAAUGCAUGUAUAACCUGAUCUGGUCUGAGAGCCCACCGAGGUGCCUUGAUGUCGAAGUUUGUCCCCUGCCUCCAAUGGUGGAACAUGGAGACUACAUUUGCCACCCACAGCCCUGUGACAGAUACAAUCAUGGUACUGUGGUAGAGUUCCACUGUGACCCUGGAUACUAUCUAGCUAAUGACUACAAGUAUAUCACCUGUCAGUAUGGGCAGUGGUUUCCUAACCUCCAGGUAUAUUGUGUUAAAUUAGAUUUAUCCUGGCCAGCCACACAGGAAAACCUCCUGACCACAUGGAAAGUAGUUGCAUUCACAGCCACCAGCGUCCUGCUAUUAUUACUGUUUGUCAUUCUAGCCAAAGUAUUUCAAACAAAGUUCAAGGCACGCUGCCAGUCAAGAGAUGGACAGCGAGGUCCGAAUGAUCCUAAUUUUGUAGUAGUGGCUGGAAUCCCAGUAAUGCUGCCUUCUUAUGAUGAAGCUGUGAACAGCAGUAAUUUCAUGCCGCCAAGCUUCCCGCCCCCUGCUGGUCAAGGGGAAUCCCUACAUUCAGAGGACCAGGGUCCUCCUGCCUAUCCAGGUUAUGUUGAAAACAGCCGUGCCAUACAACCAGAAUCCAGUGAAUAUGAAGCCUGUGAGAGUUUCUAUGAUUCUUCUGAACAGCUUCAAAGUAUAUGUCCUUCAUCCAUGUGUCCUGGGGGAUUGAACAACCUUUCAGAAAGAACCAAUGUGAUAACUUCAACAGCAGACACUGCUUCCACAAGUCCAAGUAUUGACAUUGCAGAUGAAAUCCCACUGGUAGAAGAAGACUGCUAAUCUUUCAUCCUUUAAACAAAGGCCUGCGUUAAGGAAAGUAUACCAGGCUAUGGGACAUAAAUCUAAGAACACACUUUUUGCGGUCAGAUGGAAUCAUCAUUUUUUAUUCAGUUUUCACUGUAGGCUAUUUUUCUCUUUCUUUGUUUCCCAACAGCAGCAUUUCAUGACUUUUGCUAAAAAUGCUGGUUGACAAAUUUAACAGAUAUCACCAUCCUGCAAGAACAGUGCACAUCAAGCAUGGAUGUAAAUGGAAGCAACUAACAUAUUUGUAAUACACAUGUGCACAUGCAACGAGGAUCACCUUCAACAAUUCAUGAAUCUGAAAUAAUUCUUGGAAGUAAUGUGUGUGUGUUUGUUUUUUUUUCUUUUGUUUUUUUUUGUAACAAUUUUCAUACCAGGAUCGCACCUAUGAGAUUAAAGACAUCAUUUCCAAGGAUGUACAUUGUGCAAAAAUAAUAAUUGCAUAUAAAUAUGUCUAUUGAAACCUUAUAUAAAGAAAGUAAUCUUCAAUUUCACAACAAAACUGUAAAGCACUGUAUACAGUGACUCUCAAAAGUAUUCACCCCUCUUGGACUUUUCCACAUU
Molecule: messenger RNA, 2182 nt
Organism: Acipenser ruthenus (sterlet)
Lineage: Eukaryota; Metazoa; Chordata; Actinopteri; Acipenseriformes; Acipenseridae
Product: sushi domain-containing protein 4-like
Exons: 9
Coding region: 140-1597 (485 amino acids)
Biological process (GO): negative regulation of complement activation, classical pathway; negative regulation of complement activation, alternative pathway
Source: RefSeq, a predicted model, not a curated record